AUGUCUUUAUUUUCCAUUGUCCCACGUGAUCAUAAAGAGUGGCAUGAACAAACUAAGCUUAGUGAUAUCACUGAUGAAGAGUUUAAUCGCCAAAUAAAGCCGGUUAAAUACGCACGUAAGCACAUUAUUUUCCAAAUUAUCUGCUUUAUUCUUACUUUAGGUCCUAUCCGUGCAGUUUUCGGAUUUGUUGGUUUCUUCUCAUGCUGUGCCAUUGCUGGAGGACUACGUCGUUUACAAUAUGCCUUAGGAAUGGAUACAACAAAAUACAAAACUUUCCUUCUUCGCAUUGUUCAGCUAGGUUUCAGAUGCUUAUUUAUUGUAUUCAAUCAUAUAUGGAUUAGAAAAGAGGGAACAAUGGAUCCCGACGCUAGAGUCAUUAUUUGCAACCAUACAGCAUUUCAUGACCCAAUGAUUAUCUCAUGCACACGUGAUACCUCCGUUGUCAUGAAAGCCUCAUUUGGAGAAGGCGUUGCCAGAUGGGUUUUCGAUAUUAUCGAUCCAAUCUAUGUUAGAAGAGAUAUGCCAGGUGGACAAACUAAGCUCAUUAUAGACCAUGCAAACAACAAAGAACUUUUACCGAUUUUAAUCUUCCCAGAAGGCACUCUUACAAAUGGUGAUAUUUUCCUUAAGUUCCAUCGUGGUGCAUUCCUUACAGAUCAUAAAGUCCAGCCAAUGCUUGUUCGCUACCACAUGCCAUUUGUUCCAGAAGGCUGGAACUCAUUUGCUUGGACAGAACCGAAUAUUCUUCUCUAUUUCUGGUACGCAAUGUCUGUUCCAUUGAACUGGGUUACUGUUAAAAUCCUCCCAGCUCACAGCAAGAGUGAAUAUGCCAAUGCUGAUGAAUUUGCUGACGCAAUGCAACUUCAAUGUGCAAAUGCCUUUGGUGUUCUUGCAUCUACAAGAUCAAGUAAUGAUAUCUUCAGAAAGAAGACUGAAGAAAAGGUUGAAAAUAAGGAGAAAAAGGAAUAA
Messenger RNA from Trichomonas vaginalis G3, 969 nucleotides. RefSeq names its product 1-alkylglycerophosphocholine O-acetyltransferase protein. Bases 1 to 969 code for a protein of 322 amino acids. The transcript has a single exon. NCBI's taxonomy places the organism in Eukaryota, Parabasalia, Trichomonadida, Trichomonadidae. The record is from RefSeq and is a predicted model, not a curated record.